Molecule: messenger RNA, 2030 nt
Organism: Anoplophora glabripennis (Asian longhorned beetle)
Lineage: Eukaryota; Metazoa; Arthropoda; Insecta; Coleoptera; Cerambycidae
Product: serine/threonine-protein kinase ATR-like
Exons: 10
Coding region: 1-1962 (653 amino acids)
Biological process (GO): DNA damage checkpoint signaling; protein phosphorylation; telomere maintenance
Cellular component (GO): nucleus
Molecular function (GO): protein binding; protein serine/threonine kinase activity
Source: RefSeq, a predicted model, not a curated record
AUGACAAGUUACAAAUUUUUAAACAUCACUUAUAGGAAAAUAUGUGCAGAAGCAAAAUUGCUAAUAGCAACAUACAAUGACACCAUUUCUAAUGUCGAUGUUGAAGUAAAUCUUCAGAACUAUAGAGAAGCAGUGGAUGCAUACAAAGAAUGGGAGAAAAGUUUGGUUUGUCUAGCGCAGUACUACGACAAAAUAUUCCAGAAUUAUAGCGAGGAAGAUCGCGAUGCUAAAGGCAGUGAAAUUCAACUUCGUAUGAUCCACUAUUUCGGAAAAUCCCUACAGUACGGUUCUAACUAUGUGUACCAGUCAAUGCCUCGGCUACUGUCAAUUUGGUUCGACUACGGCACGAGACUUCUCGAUGUUACUAUAAGUAGCAUCAAAGACGAGAGGAAGAACACGUUACUUAAAAUGACCAAAUUGAUAGAUUCUUUCUUGGAAAGACUUCCAGCUUUUGCGUUCUUGACAGCUUUUUCACAACUCGUGUCAAGAAUAUGCCAUCCUCAAAGAGAGGUUUACAUGGAACUGAAAUCGAUCAUAAUAAAGCUCCUUCAACAAUACCCCCAACAAAGUCUGUGGAUGAUUAUUUCAGUCAUAAAGUCGAGUUACACUUUUAGAUCAAAAAGAUGUGCUGACAUUUUAUGCGACCCACGUCUUAAAACUAACACGAUGGUCAGGCUGGUUAAGGACUUUACCAGUCUAGCAGAAAAACUGAUCGAACUUUGUAACAAGGAGAUUCCUACCGACGUUAACUCAACUAAAGUUAGUUCCUUGUUAAGAUCGCUUCCUAGACUGUUGCAAAAGGACGAUUUUAGUGAAAUAAUGAUGCCAACACAAAAAUUUAGAAAACUGAUCCUUCCAAACCCAGAUUUUAAAAGUAGCCAGCACAACCCGUUCCCUAACCAUUACGUGCAUAUCGUAGGUAUAGAAGACGAAGUCACUAUAUUACAAAGUCUUCAAAGGCCUAGGAAAAUCACAUUAAAAGGAUCAGAUGGAAAAGGGUACAUCUAUAUGUUGAAGCCGAAAGACGAUCUACGAAAGGACUUCAGGCUCAUGGAAUUCAACGAUAUCGUAAACCAUUUAUUGGCUCGUGAACCCGAGGCCAGGCAAAGAAGACUGAAUAUUAGGUUAUAUUCGGUGGCGCCGCUUAACGAGGAAUGUGGGCUUAUAGAAUGGGUUCCAGAUCUUGUUGGUCUUAGGCCAAUACUUAUUACGUUAUAUAAGCAAAGAGGUUCAGCCAUGAAAGCUAAGGAAUUGAAGGAGGCAUGUUGUCACAUUCGCGAUCCUUUAGAAAAAAAGAGAGACGUGUUUACUAAAAAGUUAUUACCCCGUCACCCUCCCGUUUUAGGAGAGUGGUUUAGAAAGACAUUUCCCGAUGCCCAGAGCUGGUUAACUGCCAGAACAGCAUACAUUCGUACGACUGCCGUCAUGUCCAUGGCGGGUUACAUUUUGGGACUGGGCGACCGACAUGGCGAGAAUAUCCUGUUAGACGCUACUUGUGGGGAUUCUGUACAUGUUGAUUUCAAUUGUUUGUUUAACAAAGGAGAGGCGUUCGAUUGGCCUGAACGGGUUCCUUUCAGACUGACCCAUAAUAUGGUAUCGGCUAUGGGCCCCCUAGGAGUGGAGGGAAUAUUUAGAAAAUCGUGCGCUUGUACCUUACGAGUCUUACGAAGUAAUGCCAACACCUUAAUGUCGAUUGUCACACCGUUUGUAUACGAUCCUUUGGUUUCUUGGCCUCGAAAUAUGCCCCCGCUGCAAAGCGUACACAACUCCGAAAAAACGAAUGAACAGGCUGUAGACCACAUUAAAAACAUUGAACUGAGGUUGCAAGGCAAAGUGAAAACUAGGAACCGAACAGUGGUCUGUCCCCUCUCAGUAGAAGGACAGACAAAUUAUUUGAUCAAUGAAGCUAUAAGUGUUGACAAUCUGUGCCAAAUGUAUAUAGGCUGGGGCCCUUAUUUAUAAGUGUUAUAUUUACAAGUAUGUUAUAUUUAGAAGGCUGUUAUUUUGAUAAAUAAAGUAUUUUCUUAUUU